AUGAAAAAUUAUAUUAUAUUAUUAAUAUAUUAUAUUAUUAAAUUUAAAUUUAUUAAAUGUGUAAAUCAACAAAAUAAUAUUUUUCCAUUUGGAAUGAAUGUUAGAAAUAGUGUAAUGAGUGGUAUACAAGAUUUAGCUGAUUUUGCUAUUAAUAUUCAUCCACCACAUGAAGACAUUGAAGAAACAUUAACAUCAUUAGAUGGAAUAAUGAUGCUUGAAAAUGUACAAAAGAGAGCAGAUAAUGAAGAAUUUACAGAAGCUGAACAAAGAUUAUUAAAAAUACAUAAGAAUAAAAUUAGAGAAAUAGUUUCAUUAGCAUUUGAACCAAUACAUUCAAUGGUAUUUUAUAAUUAA
This is a messenger RNA of Theileria annulata, 354 nucleotides long. RefSeq lists its product as uncharacterized. The transcript is spliced from 5 exons. NCBI's taxonomy places the organism in Eukaryota, Apicomplexa, Aconoidasida, Piroplasmida, Theileriidae. The coding region runs from base 1 to 354 and encodes 117 amino acids. The record is from RefSeq and is a predicted model, not a curated record.